This is a messenger RNA of Coregonus clupeaformis (lake whitefish), 5639 nucleotides long. RefSeq names its product utrophin-like. The transcript is spliced from 25 exons. The coding region runs from base 1448 to 4279 and encodes 943 amino acids. Lineage: Eukaryota; Metazoa; Chordata; Actinopteri; Salmoniformes; Salmonidae. The record is from RefSeq and is a predicted model, not a curated record. Gene Ontology annotation, cellular component: plasma membrane. Gene Ontology annotation, molecular function: zinc ion binding; protein binding. Gene Ontology annotation, biological process: synaptic signaling.
GAAAACAGGGAGAGGGAAGAGGAGGAGGUUUAGAAAGGGGUUCAAAUAAUAAACAGCUGCUGGAAAGAGCCAAGCCACUGGUCGGAGUGAAGGAGAGAAAGAGAGCCGGAGCGGAAGAGAGGGAUACCAGCUCGGAGGUAAAGAAAACGCUGAGGAAGGAAAAUAGUUGGUACUCAACUCAAAGGUUCCUCAAAGCAGUGUGAAAGAGGAAGAGAGAAGAGGAAGAAAAACUGCUCCCAUUUCCACCCUUCAAGGAGAUCUGCACUGGACAGAAACUUCUCUGCAGAGCUCCAUGACAUAGAGGCCAGCUUGCCAGACUCUCUCUCCAGGAUCGUGAUUCUGAUCAGGGGCUUCUCUCCCUGGACACGUGGCCUGGGGCUCCAGAGGAGAAGGAGACAUUCUUUCACUAACUGGCCCUGCCUUGGCUGUGAAUAGAAGGGUGUGAGAGGGAGUCCAGGCUGGGGCAGGGGGCUGGUAGUAGGGCUAAGACUGCAUGCCUCUGUCUCUCUCACACAGUGUGAGAGUAUGUGUGAUGUGUGUUUGUGUUUCCUCUGCAGUGUGUUAGCAUUACCUUAGCAAGCGAGGAAUGAGAGGUCGGCAGACCAUGUGCCUCUUUGUGUUGCCUCCUUUCCCCUGAGAGAGUGUGUGUGUGAGUGUGUAUGUGGGCAUGGAUAGUGUUUUUUUAUCUGGGUAAUUGAGAACAAAUGCUUGGCCCUACCCCGGGUUGGAGUGUAAACCGCUUACUUAGUGACCGGAGAAGCAGUGGAGGAAGGGAGAAAAGAAGGGAAGGAAUAUGAGGAAAAGCUUGAACACUUCUUCAACCCCCAGCCCCUCAGUCUUUCCACGUCAGUCUACAAACCUCUCUUGACAGCACUUGGAUAGUUCCCUCCAGUCUCCAGACCUCCACACUGACCCCUGGAAUUCUACCCCAGCUCAAGGACUUCAUCCCCAGCCUACAGACCACCUCAGACAGCCUCUCACCUCCUACCUCCAGGACCCCCAGCCUCAGCCCAGCUCUCAGGACAUCUAACCCCAGGCUUGAGACAUGACAGCAGGCUAGCCCCGGCUCCCUUCUUAGCCUGUGCUCCAUCGAGGAGGAUGCUUCUACCAUGUAGCCGAGCAGGGCGAACACACACACUGACUCACACACAACGGCGACAAAGGGUGUGUCAAGUGUGUAUGUCGCCUGGUUGGAUAGCCCGAAUUGAUGUUUUGAGCGCUGGAUUUAAUUGUAUUUGUAUUUUGAGAACUGGAUUCGACCAUAUUUGGAUUGGAUUUGACUGUGUUUCAAGUACUGACCUUGACCGUGUUUUGAAAGCUGGAUUUGACCGUAACCACUGGAGGACUACCCUAUCCCCUGUGACCCUUCUGUGCCUUUUGCCCUCUGUGACCUCAGAGAUGAUGUAGAGGUGAGGGGGAGGGGAGGAGACUCAUCCUGGAGCCAAAGAUGAUUGGCUUGAACUUCAGCUUGCAGGAGCUGCUCAGGAAAUUUGAAGAGGAUAUCCAGGCAGAGAUCGAUGCCCAUAAUGAUAUCUAUAAGAGUGUGGACGGGAAUAAGCCCAAGAUGGUCAAGGCCCUGGGGACCUCUGAGGAGGCAGUGUUUCUGCAGCACAGACUGGACGACAUGAACCAGCGCUGGAGCGACCUCAAGACCAAAUCUGCCAACAUACGGGCUCACCUGGAGGCGAGUGCGGAGCGUUGGAGUCGUCUGCUGAGCCUGCUGGAGGAGCUGUGGAGGUGGAUCUGUCUGAAGGAUAAGGAACUGGCCAAACAGAUGCCCAUAGGAGGAGAUGUCCCCACCCUGCUGCAGCAGCACAACCACUGCACGGUGUUGCGGUCGGAGCUGAAGGACCGUGAGCAUGUUGUGGCCAGUACACUGGACCAGGCACGCAUAUUCCUGGCUGACCAGCCCAUCGAGGGGCCAGGAGAACCACGCAAGAACCUACAGCCCAAAACAGACCUGACUCCAGAGCAGAAGGCGCAGGGUGUGGCCAGGGCCAUCAGGAAGCAGACAGCGGAGGUGCAGGAGCGUUGGGAGCGUCUGCAGGGCCACGCGGAGGGAUGGCAGAGCCAGUUAGAAAGGGCUUUAGAGAGGCUACAGGAGCUCCAGAGCAACAUGGACCAGCUGGACCUGCGGCUAACCAGGGCAGUGGAGACCAAGGCUGGCUGGCAGCCUGUAGGAGACCUGCUCAUAGACUCACUGCAGGACCACAUAGAGAAGACCACGGCUUUCAAGGAGGAGAUGGACCCUCUGAGGCAGGACGUGCAUGUGGUGAAUGAGCUGUCUGAUGAGCUGGCUCCUCUGGAUGUCCAGCUGUCCUCCACCUCCUCCAGACAACUGGAUGACCUCAACAUGCGCUGGAAACUACUACAGGUGGCCAUUGAGGAGAGACUGAAGCUCCUUCAGGAAGCCCACAGAGACUUUGGCCCUUCCUCCCAGCACUUCCUAUCCACCUCUGUGCAGCUCCCGUGGCAGAGGGCAGUCUCUCAGAAUAAGGUUCCAUACUACAUAAACCACCAGACUCAGACUACCUGCUGGGACCAUCCAAAGAUGACAGAGCUUUACCAAUCGCUUGCCGACCUGAACAACGUGAGAUUUUCCGCUUACAGAACAGCCAUGAAGAUCCGCAGGCUACAGAAAGCACUAUGCUUGGACCUGUUGGACCUGAACGUGGCCCAGAGCACCUUCGAACAGCACAAGCUUACCCAGAAUGCCCAGCUGCUGACGGUGCCUGACGUGAUCAACUGUCUGACGUCCAUCUAUGACGGGCUGGAGCAGCAGCACAAGGACCUGGUCAACGUUCCGCUGUGUGUCGACACGUGUCUCAACUGGCUGCUCAAUGUCUACGACACCGGACGCAGUGGGAAGAUUUGUGUCCUGUCCAUGAAGAUAGGAUUGCUCUCGCUCUCCAAGGGCCAUCUGGAGGAGAAAUACAAGUACCUGUUCAGUCAGGUGGCAUCAUCAGGGGAUACGUGUGACCAGAGACAGCUGGGUCUGCUGCUCCACGACGCUAUCCAGAUACCACGGCAACUAGGAGAGGUUGCCGCCUUCGGAGGGAGCAACAUCGAACCCAGUGUCCAGAGCUGCUUCCAACACGUGACCAAUAAGGUGGAGCUGGAGCCCAGGCAGUUUGUUGAUUGGAUGAGGCUGGAGCCCCAGUCUGUGGUGUGGCUUCCUGUGCUACAUAGAGUGGCGGCUGCUGAGACCGCCAAGCACCAGGCCAAGUGCAACAUCUGUAAAGAGUGUCCCAUCGUAGGGUUCAGGUAUCGCAGUCUGAAGCACUUUAACUAUGAUGUGUGUCAGAGUUGCUUCUUCUCUGGACGAACUGCCAAAGGCCACAAGCUCAACUACCCCAUGGUGGAGUACUGCACGCCUACCACUUCAGGUGAGGACAUGCGUGAUUUCACCAAGGUGCUGAAAAACAAGUUCCGCUCCAAGAAGUACUUUGCCAAGCACCCCCGCUUGGGCUACUUACCGGUCCAGACUGUUCUAGAAGGAGACAAUAUGGAGAUUCCCGUCACUCUCAUCAGCAUGUGUCCGGAGCAGUACGAGCCUUCCCAGUCAUCCCAGCUCGCUCAUGAUGACAGUCAUUCCAGGAUAGAGCAGUACGCUAGCAGACUGGCUCAGAUGGAAUGCUCCAAUGGUUCUCUGCCCACUGACAGCAGCUCAGCUACAGGAAGCAUGGAUGAUGAGCAUGCUCUGAUCCUGCAGUACUGCCAGACCCUGGGGGCAGAGGUAUCUCCCUGCAGCCAGCCGCAGAGCCCUGCCCAGAUCCUACAGGCCGUGGAGAGAGAGGAGCGGGGAGAGCUGGAGCGAAUCAUCCAGCGCCUGGAGGACGAGCAGAGGACCCUGCAGAGGGAGUAUGAGAAGCUGAAGGAGCAGCACGGGGGCCAGAGGGGGCCUGGUUCUGUGGGGCACUGGGACCCUGAGGGGUCCUCUCACCCCAGGGGUCCUAACGAGGCUGACCUGCUGGCUGAGGCCAAACUGCUCCGGCAGCACAAGGGUCGUCUGGAGGCCCGCAUGGACAUACUGGAGGAGCACAACAAACAGCUGGAGUCCCAGCUCCACCGGCUCAGACAGCUCCUGCACCAGCCGGAGAUGGACUCCAGGGUGAAUGGAGUGUCAUCCCCCAGCAUGCAAGAACGAGGGGCCCUCACCGAACACACAGAUGAGCUGUUGGACCACCCACACAACAUAAGCUCUGACCUGGCAGACGUCAUGAACAGAUCAACUGCAUGCAGUCCUUCAAGCCUCUCCUCGAGACCACAGGUGAUGUGAGGACCAUCAGAAAAGUUCCUUUCGGAGAGACAGAAACAUUCCCAAACACACAGCUUAUACUCUCUCCCUCGCUUCACUUUUCCGGAGGACAGACGGAGAGCUAGAGCCCCUAGCAAGAGACCUCCCUAAAACCCAAAGACACACAGGACCACAGAACUUUACUGCUAUUACCACAUUGUCGUCGUCUUGUACUAUGCAAAAUGUCAAAUUUAUGAACUGUAGAUCGUACCUGGAGUCGGUUAAACAUUUGUCAGUGAUUUGUAUGAACAUGCUGAUGAUUAUGGAGUUUGGGGGCUUUGUAUAAGAACAUAUGCUUUUUGUGGAUUUUCUGUUGUUUUUGUUUUGUUUUGCUUUCACUGGGAAUCAAACUGUUUACAUUAUUGUUAUUCCACUGCUCCCCUCUGCUUCUACCCUACUGCCGUCAUCACGAUGGACAUGGUCACUGUUUUUCUCUCUGAUUUGGGAAAGAGAAGGCCCAUUUUAAGAUUAUCGCCUAAAAUGAUCAUUUUAGACAAUAGAAAAUGUUUUUCCUCCCUUUAAAGAGUUAUUGAUGCGAUUCUGCCGAAGUUGUCAUGCCGGCCGCAAUUGCAAUGUAAACUUAACCCCUCCUGUGCCUAUACAGUUGUCAUUAAAAGUGUGGCAGACUGAUUUAACGUUGUAGUAAUUAUGUUGGAUUGUUAUAUUAAGGCGAGAUAGUGGAAACGAUACAUUAAUUUAACUUAAAGCUGUUCAGAAAUAAUCGGGUUUGUAAGAGGCCAUUGUAAGAGGUCAUUGUGUACAAUAGUUUUAUAAAUCGAUGUAAAAAAAAAAGAAAAAGAAAAAAAAGCCAUGAUUGCCUUGCUACCUCAGACACAAACACCUUUUCAUUUGCGUGGUCUGUAACUUGUUUCAUUUCAAUUUGACUGUACUUCAUUUCAAUUUUACUGUACUUCAUUUCAAGUUUACUGUACUUCAUUUCAAUUUUACUGCUGUGGGGAGAUACCCAGCAGAGUAAAAUAACAGACAAUACACAUUCUAUUACUUUACCACCAAUGGGUCUGUGGCCCUGCUGCCCCUCAUCAGUAUACUGUGUCUGCAUGUGUUGAUUUUCCCCUGUCAGACCUCUAGCACUGGUCUCGCUCUCUCAGAGUUAUGCGUCGUGUUUUCUGCUAUGCUAUCCUGUAAAACUUGUUCGUUUUAAUAACACUACCAUAACCUCCUCCAACUAUGUCCUUGGACUGAUGAUGAUGAUAGUGGUAGAGAUGAUGAUGAUGGAGAUAAUUGUCUUUCCUGAGGUAUGUAGUAUAGAUUGACCACACUACAUGUAAUAUGGCUACAUAUGUUUUAUUCUAAAUACAUUUUUAUAACAACUGUUGUUUCU